AUGGCCCAGUCCCUGUGUCCUCCGCUCUCUGAGUCCUGGAUCCUCUCCACAGGCUGGGGCCCGGCUCAGCCGCCGCCGGCCUCCGACGGGGACUGCAGCUGCUCCCCCGCCUCGUCCCCAGACUCCUGGAGCAGCGCCCCGGCCGGCAGUCCCGUGCCUGGCCCCGGGAGGCCCGUCUCCCGCGCCGCCCUCUGCGCCCCGACGGCGGGGAGACGCGGCGCCCGCGGCAGCCGCCUGGGCAGCGGGCAGCGGCAGAGCGCCAGCGAGCGCGAGAAGCUGCGCAUGCGCACGCUUGCCCGCGCCCUGCACGAGCUGCGCCGCUUUCUGCCGCCGUCCGUGGCGCCCGCCGGCCAGAACCUGACCAAGAUCGAGACGCUGCGCCUGGCCAUCCGCUACAUCGGCCACCUGUCGGCCGUGCUGGGCCUCAGCGAGGAGAGCCUGCAGCGUCGGCGCCGGCGACACGGCGACGCGGCGCUCCCUCGGGGCUGCCCGCUGUGCCCCGACGGCGGCCCCGCGCAGGUGCAGACGCAGGCGUGCGGUCCUGGCUCAGCCGCUGGCGCCGCGGUGUCCUGGGGGUCCCCGCCCGCGUGCCCCGGAGCCCUAGCGGCGCCCGAACCGCGCGACCCGCCGGUGCUUUACGACGAGGCGGCGUGCCCGGAAGGGCCGGCGAUGGAGCCAGUCCCCGCAUCCCCGCUCUUUCCCGGCGACGUAAUGGCCUUGCUGGAGACCUGGAUCCCCCUCUCACCCCUGGAGUGGCCGCCGGCCUGA
This is a messenger RNA of Hippopotamus amphibius kiboko, 768 nucleotides long. RefSeq names its product mesoderm posterior bHLH transcription factor 1 (gene MESP1). Gene Ontology annotation, molecular function: RNA polymerase II cis-regulatory region sequence-specific DNA binding; DNA-binding transcription factor activity, RNA polymerase II-specific; protein dimerization activity. The record is from RefSeq and is a predicted model, not a curated record. The transcript has 2 exons. Lineage: Eukaryota; Metazoa; Chordata; Mammalia; Artiodactyla; Hippopotamidae. Gene Ontology annotation, biological process: mesoderm formation; regulation of transcription by RNA polymerase II; somite rostral/caudal axis specification. The coding region runs from base 1 to 768 and encodes 255 amino acids. Gene Ontology annotation, cellular component: nucleus.